Molecule: messenger RNA, 2181 nt
Organism: Perognathus longimembris pacificus (Pacific pocket mouse)
Lineage: Eukaryota; Metazoa; Chordata; Mammalia; Rodentia; Heteromyidae
Gene: Rmdn3
Product: regulator of microtubule dynamics 3
Exons: 13
Coding region: 91-1512 (473 amino acids)
Cellular component (GO): spindle microtubule; mitotic spindle pole; cytoplasm
Molecular function (GO): microtubule binding
Source: RefSeq, a predicted model, not a curated record
GGCGUCGCGCGAGGCGCCGCCUGGUGACGUCGGCUCAUUGACAGCGCGCGGCGGCGGCGGCUGCCAUGGUGGCUGGCGGCAGGGUGCGCCAUGUCUAGCCUGGGGGUCCUGGGCGGCGCCCGCGCCCGCGCCGGCCUGGGGCUGUUGCUGGGCGCCGCCGCGGGCCUCGGCGUCCUGUGCCUCCUCUACGGUCAGCGGUGGAGACGGAGCCAGCGCCACGGCCGGAACCAGAGCCUGCCCAACGCCCUGCACCUCGCGCCGACGCCCGAGUCCGGACGCCAGGUGGUGCGGCUGCGAGCCGUCCCCGGGGAAGCUGGAGAUGCGGCCGUGCUGCCCAGCCUCCCACAGGAAGCGCAGGAGAAGGCGCUGGACCGCCUGGACUUCGUGCUGACCAGUCUGGUGGCGCUGCGGCGGGAGGUGGAGGAGCUGAGGAGCAGCCUCCAAGGGCUGGCUGGGGAGAUUGUUGGGGAGUUGCGGUCACAAAUGGAAGAGCACCAGCGAGCGACUCGGCGGCGCAGGUUCCCAUUUGCCCGGGAGAGGAGCGACUCCACCGGCUCCAGCUCCAUCUACUUCACGGCCUCCUCAGGAGCCGCGCUCACAGACGCGGAGAGCGAGGGCGGUUACACCACUGCCAACGCGGAGUCUGACUACGAGCGCGACUCUGACAAGGAGAGCGAGGAUGAGGAGGACGAGGCGAGCUGUGAGACGGUGAGGCUGGGGAGGAAAGACUCUUUGGAGCUGGCGGCGGAGGCGGCGUCCACAGCGGUGUCGGGCUCGCCGGAGGCGGGAGAUGCCCCUGGCCUGGAGGAGGUGCGGCCGCUCCUGCAGCAGGCGGAUGAGCUGCACCGGGGCGGCGCGCAGAGCAAGCUCGAGGGCUUCCAGCUGCUGCUCAACAACAAGCUGGCGUACGGAAGCCAUCAGGACUUCCUGUGGCGCCUGGCGCGGGCCUACAGCGACAUGUGUGAGCUCACGGAUGAGGCGAGCGAGAAGAAGUCAUUCGCCCUCGGUGGCAAAGAAGCCGCCGAGGCUGCUCUGGAGAAGGGGGACGAGAGCGCGGAAAGCCACCAGUGGUAUGCAGUGCUUUGUGGCCAGCUGGCUGAGCAUGAGAGCAUCCAGCGGCGCAUCCAGAGUGGCUUUAGCUUCAAGGAGCACGUUGACAAAGCCAUUGCUCUGCAGCCAGAGAGCGCCCGAGCUCACUUCCUUCUUGGCAGGUGGUGCUAUCAGGUCUCCCACUUAAGCUGGCUAGAAAAAAAAACGGCCACGGCCUUGUUUGAAAGCCCUCUUGCUGCCACAGUGCAGGACGCCCUGCAGAGCUUCCUAAAGGCUGAAGAACUACAGCCAGGAUUCUCCAAAGCAGGAAGAGUGUAUAUUUCUAAGUGCUAUAGGGAAUUAGGGAAAAACACGGAAGCUAGAAGGUGGAUGAAGCUGGCCUUGGAGCUGCCCAAUGUCACUAAUGAGGAUUCAGCUUUCCAGAAGGACCUGGAAGAACUGCAAGUAAUUUUAGGAGAAUAAUCACGUUUCAAUGGCCUUCAUGACUCAAGUGGCCUUCAUGACAAGGGGCCACGUCUUAAAGGGGGAAAAAAAAAAUCAAAGCUUUAUUCGGUAGACCUUGCUGAGAUCAGGAAACCAAGCGGACUGCUUCAAGCAGUGUCCUGAUCCUUGUCUACUACGCUACCCACUACUUCCCUGACCUGUCUCUCGUCCAUCAAUUAACUUUUUCUAAUCUCUUACCUAAAACUGGGGAAGCACGGCUCAAGUUUCUUCUGUUUUUCCCCUUAACUGAAUUUUUGAAAAAUCAAGACUUAAUCACUGUCCUAGGUUUAAGUGUGGGUACAGGCCGCAGAUGAGAGACAGUGUCAGAUAGGCACUGACAUUUGUGUGUGUUUCUGUAACUAAAUCCUAGAAUCACACUACUGGGGCAAAAAGCCAGAGGCCAGAGCAGCUGUGGCCCCGAUCUGGCGCAGGGGGUGGACCACUUAAGGUCUAGAAGCUUUUGGAAUGACAGCAAUGGGUUUGAGAUACUGUGAAACAGUGAUCUGAAGAGGUACCUCGAAUAUAUUUUGGUAUAAGAUAUAUUUGAAAUAAAACCAGAUUUGAUUGUAAGUAUAUUCUCUAUUCAUUUAAUCUGUCACUGUGGUGCAGACAUGAAAGAGAGUAAGGUAUGCUCUCUAAAAACCUCAA